AACCCUUGUUGACUGCAUUGCAAGUUAUCCAUGCGUUCCAUUAAAAAUAUUAUUGUAGGAACUCGUAUUUCGUCUCGGUGACAGGAACACCAUCGCGCUUCAGAUCGACACCAAGAUGAUAAAGAGAAAACAUUUUUGUUGAAAAUCGUAACCUUAGCGAUGCUACGUAGAACGCCGCCGUUGCUGAAACUUCUGAAAGAAUCUGAAUCGAAAUGGGCUUUGCCACUUUAUCGACUGCAACAUACCAUUCUAAGUCCUGAGAAACACCGCGCAAUCAUUCCAGGAGAUGCUCCGCAGCAUCAAGGGCUAAAUUUUGAUGAUGCCAUCAAAGUUUGCCAAUCAAAAACGACUUGGGAACUUUUAAGAGCCCUUCUCAUUUUUAAUGUCUGUUCGUUUGAGAAAUUCGUUGAAAAUAAUUACAAGAUAUUGUCAUGGAGUCGCCGAAUACUGGGUCGACCACUAUUCAACAUGUUAAUGCGCCCUACUAUCUACACCCAAUUUGUGGGGGGUGAUGACGUCACAUCCUUCCAGGCAACUGUCGACCGGUUGCAAACUGCGGGAGUGGGGCCGCUUGUUAUGGUGACUUUGGAAGAAGAUGUUCAAGAUGACGGACCAGAUGCUGAUCAGCUGUUCGACAGAAAUCUGAAGAUCAUAUUAGAUUGUUUGGAAAUGACAUCUUCAUUUGAAACCCAGAAUCCCAUGAUGCAAAUCAAACCCUCUGGAUUGUUUCCGCUUGGACUUUGUAAAGCGGUAUCGGCUGAGGUUCCAUAUCCAAACCAACAACCAGAAAUUGUGGAGAAAAUUGCGAACUCUAUACGCACCUCUAGCGAGAUAACAGAACUGGGAAGUCUGUCUUUAUCGCAGCUGGAACAACUGAACAGAGCCCUGUACAGGAUUAAACAGAUUUGUAAGGUUGCUACAGAGAAAAAUGUGAUAAUAAUGGUCGAUGCUGAGUACACUUAUCUGAACCCGUGCCUCAAUUUGCUGGCCCUGGCCAUGAUGCUCCACAGCAACGGUUCCGCCCCACUUGUAUUUUAUACUUACCAGAAUUACCUCAAAGAAAUUCCUAAUGUUCUUGAAAAGGACAUAGAGCUCACAAAGGCACAUGGUGUAUCUUUCGGUUCCAAACUCGUCCGUGGUGCGUACAUGAACAAAGAGAGGUCCCUGGCAAAGGAGAAAGGCUACCCAGAUCCCGUUUGCGAAACUUUCGAUAAAACAACUGAAAAUUACAAUCGCUCUAUGGACAUUAUGUUAGACAACAUAGCAAAGAAUCCUGGGAAAUUUAGCACAAUCAUUGCUUCGCAUAACGAGGAUACUGUUAAAAGGGGAACUUACAAAAUGGCUGAAUUAGGAAUACCUCGAAGAUGUGGGGACCAGAAAGUUUUCUUUGGUCAGGUAUAUGGAAUGUCUGAUUUCAUAACCAUCUCUUUGGGCUUGGCCGGCUACAUGAUCCACAAAUCCAUUCCUUAUGGUACUAUUGAUGAAGCUCUUCCAUAUCUGUCCCGCAGAGUCAAUGAAAACAGUUCCAUAUUUGGUGGAAUCAGACGUGAGCGCAAAAUCAUCCGCACGGCGCUUGUUGAUCGUCUUCAGUUGCGUGCGUAAAGAGGUGGAUAACCAGUAAAGCGGGGUUUUAGAUCUAAUCUGUCUUUCAGUGAUCCAAAAUAGGCUUCAACUUCCUUUAUUGUUAUUGUCGGUUUGAUUAGAAAGAUGAAACAUUAAGACUGCAUUUAAUUUUAAUGUAAAUACAAGUAGAAGCAAGUGAAUAUUUGUUUGGAAACUAUGAUAUUACAAUUUUAAUAUAUCGGUAGGUACAGUGGGGCUUAAAUUCAAUUUAAUCUGAUAAACAUGCACAUCGUAUAUUACAAUGCAAUGGGUGGAUGUGCUUCAUGAUAAUAUAUCGUUGUAUAAAAAUAAAAUUAACGAAUAUUUUUUUUGUAUUCAGUAUGUAAAAGUGUUUUUUAAAUUCUACGUAUAUGUAUCUAUAGUAUUUCUAAGUAUUUAAAAGUAUAUUGUAGUAAAUACCCUCUAUUUGUAAAAAUAGUUGUGUACACCUUGUGUAUCGAUGAUAAAGAUAGAAUAAAACGCUAUGUAGAGCGAUAUGGUUUGGUAAUUUGUUUUGUUAACACAUGUGGCCUAGAUUUCAAAGGAGACCGUGAUCUUUUUCUGUCACAGGAUGAUAUAAGCAACAAUGCUGUGGGAUAAGGUUUCUAACAAACAUGGUUACCCAUGGUUAGUGAUGAGUAAAAUAUUCAGGAAAGUAAUUGUGUAUUUGAAUGAGACAGGAAAUGAGAACGGAAGAGUUUCAACCUUUUAUAAGGAGAAUGUUGCAUUUCUGUAUUGGAGUCAGAAAUACGAAAGUUCAAAGUAUUCCACUUCUGCUUCAUACUUAGAUAUUUUAUUGAAAGUAGACAUUAACGGCAAACUGACAACUCAACUGUAUGACAAAUGGGAUUAUUUCAGCUUCUCCAUCGUCAACUUCCCAUAUUUAUGUAGCAAUAUUCCAUUAUCACCUGCAUAUGGUGUUUAUAUCUCUCAACUGAUUCGAUACGCAAGAGCUUGUUCUGCGUAUAGUCAAUUAUUAUAUCGAAUCAAGCUACUGACAAACAAGUUGACAGUACAGAGGUUUCAACAAUGUCGAUUGAAGUCAGCAUUUCGCAAAUUCUAUGGUCCUUAUAACGAUCUAGUUCGUCAAUACAACCUAUCAUUGGGUCAAAUGCUAUAUGAAGUGUUUCAUACUGAUUGUUAGGCCGUUCUUGACACACUGAUUUUGACUUUACCUGAUCAGGAUAUAGGGCUCACGGCGGGUGUGACGGUCGACAGGGGACGCUUACUCUUCCUAGGCACCUGAUCCCACAUCUGGUGUGUCCAGGAGUCCGUGUUUGCCCAACUAUCUAUUUUGUAUUGCUUGUAGGAGUUAUGAAUAAGUGAAGAGAACGAACAGUGAGCAAUAUAAAAAAUCCUAUUGAAAGAAUAAAAAAUUAAAAAGGGACAAGCAGGGACCACUAGAUAUACCAGAGGUAGGAUAAUGUGCCCAGGAGGAGUAAGGAUCCCUUGUUCACAGGCCACACACGCUGUGAGCUCUAUAUUUUGAUCAGGUAAACGGGGUAACCCGUGGUCAAAAUCAGUGUAAAGAACGGCCUUACAAUCGGAAUGAAACACGUCAGAUAACAUUCCACUCAACGAUAGCUUGUGCAAUAUUUGCAAAUUAGAUAAUUAUAACAACCAUAGAACUUGCGAAAUGCUGACGUUAAACGAAACCGUUGAAACCUUGUAACGUCAACUUAUUUGUCAGUAACUUGCCGCGAUUUGAAAAUUGAUCAUUUGCAGAACAGCCUCUUGCGUAUCGAAUCAGUUGAGAGAUAUAAACACCAUUACACCAUAAGCAGGUGAUAAUGGAAUAUUGCUACAUGAAUCCGGGAAGUUGACGAAGAAGCUGAAAACAUCUCAUUUUUCAUAAAGUUAAGUUGUUAUUUUGCCGUGGACAUUAAUAUUCAAUAAGAUAUCGAAAAUAAAGCAGAUAUGGAAGAUUCUGUGGUGUCUUUUAUUUCGAGUUUACUGGGACAUAUUAAAAUUGACAUGAAUGUAAAUUCCUAAUUAUAUUGUUGCUCUCCUUAGAAGAUUUAUUGCGCAUCUCAUUUGAAUCAAUGAAAUCAUCCCAAGGGGAUCCGGGUUAGAAUAGGUCCUCAGUGCCCCCUUGCUUGUCGUAAGAGGCGACUAAAUGGGGCGGUCCUUCGGAUACGACCGCAAAAACCGAGGUCCCGUGUCACAACAGGUGUGACACGAUAAAGAUCCCUCCCUGCUCAUUGGCCAUAAGCGCCGGCAGUGGUAACGUCUCGAUAUGAAUGAAACAUUCACGAGUGGGAAGUUAAACACUAUAAAAUCAAUCAAAACAAUUAUAUUAAAUAAAACGUGGAUUGAUCCAAUUGUCGAGUUGAAGGCCACAGCAUGAUAUUUUCUUUUCAUGUAGAAACUUUUGAAUAGAUUCUACCUCAUAAAAAUACAAACACAAGUCAGCUAAUAAUGGUGCACAAUUUGUGUUCAUGAAAUUCCAAUAGACUGUCUGAAGACCUAAUCACCAUAAACUACCUAAAGUUUGUAAUUGAGGAACUCCAACAUCUUUAGUAUCAAUUUUAGAGUUCUUGUGAGUAGAAUCAGAGUGGUGUUUAACAAAGUCGUGUUAUAAAUCUAUUGAAGUUAUAAAAUACUGUAACACUUUGUUUUAUAUAAAAGGUGAAGAUAACGAAGAUAACGAGCAGUGAUCAAUUCAAUGUUCAUUAAAAUAUGAGUGCAGGUUAAGCAACUUAACUAAAAACACUAUGAUUGAAUUGUUAACUAUACAAGCAUAUUCACUAUCAUAAUAAAAUUCAAAUUCUUUGACAAUAGAUGAUAAAAAUAUCAUCAAAAAACAAAAACAAAAAAUAAUAAUCGUUUCAACGAAAGAUAACUUCAAAAUUCUCUUGCCCUAAAAGAUCAAAGAGGGAUUUUAGAUCUUCGCAGACAAUCAAAUCGGACUCUUCUUUUUUCUCUCUUUCGUAUAGCAAACUUUCUGUUUCUUUCGGUAUUUUACUUCCAUAUAAUGUCAAUGUUUUCUCCUGAGGAGGUGGAACCCAUUUUCCUCGAAGCACACCGAUUAUCUCUAUUAUUUGUAAGUCCGGAUCAUCACCAUUUCUUAUAACAUAGGCAGCACUAUCUCCACGCACAGAGAAAGGAGUGUCUAUUCCUUCAAUAAGUAGUACUGUAUAUGGUACAUUUCUAGUGUGGUCAUUGAAAUGUCUGACAUGUUUUACAAUCCCGCUUGUCCAACCAGUUUUGGAACCUUUUUUAUGAACCAUUUCUCCGGUCAAUUCGUCAGCAUCACAGUUAUAAAUUUCCGCGGAAGACACUUCAUCUUCAGAAUUUCUAAAAUCUCUAUCGAAAUUUUCAUAGAGUUUACGAUUUAUAACCACAAGGGAGAGAUCUCUAGGCUUAAAAUUCCUGGUACAAUUGCCGACCAGCCGAAGAUGUUGGUCAAAUUUAACAUACAUUGAUUGAGUUGGAUUAUAUAAGUGGUCACAACUAAACAGAACUAGUUCGUCCUUCCGUUCUUCACCACUUUUCUUAAGAUGAGCAAAUCCACCAACUGUGCCUUGGUGUUUUUCUUUCAUGUUCGUUGCUGCAUUCUCGCUGCUCUGCUCGCUGUGGUAUGAAAAACACUCAUCUCCCUGUUUAACAAAGGAAUGUGGCUCUACCUUCAAUUCACCAACAGCGGAGAGUAAUUCAGUUUCCCACGUAAAUUCCCCAG
Messenger RNA from Ostrea edulis (European flat oyster), 5281 nucleotides. Its product is annotated as hydroxyproline dehydrogenase-like. Gene Ontology annotation, molecular function: proline dehydrogenase activity; FAD binding. The record is from RefSeq and is a predicted model, not a curated record. Gene Ontology annotation, cellular component: mitochondrion. Lineage: Eukaryota; Metazoa; Mollusca; Bivalvia; Ostreida; Ostreidae. The transcript is spliced from 9 exons. Bases 160 to 1602 code for a protein of 480 amino acids.